GCGCUGUGCCGCGCCUUCGCCGCCUCCGGCCGCCAGCGAACCCCGGGCCACGGCGCCGAGCGCAGGGACGCAACGCCGAGCCAGGUCUCAAGGUUCUGCCCACCGAGGACAUCUCGUCAUGAUUGGAUAGGACCCCCAGAUAAGUACUCAAAUCUGCGGCCUAUUCAGUUUUACGGCCCUGAAGAUGAAUCAGCCCUGGAACAACAGCUGCGAGAGCUAAGACUCGAAACACAAGAAUGGAAUCAAAAGUUCUGGGCAGACCAGAAUUUGACUUUUAGAAAGGAAAAGGAAGAAUUUAUCCGCUCGAGACUGAAGGCUAAAGGCCUGGGACCAAGGAUGGAAGCAGGUCAAACGCUGCAUGCAGAGGAAAUGGCAGACUUCUACAAGGAAUUUUUAAGUAAGAAUUUCCAGAAGCACAUGUAUUACAACAGAAUGUAUGACAGCAUGUCCACCAUGGUGUACAUAAAGGAAGACAAACUGGAGAAGCUCACGCAGGAUGAGAUCAUCUCCAAGACAAAGCAGGUCAUCCAGGGCCUGGAAGCGCUGAAGAAUGAGCAUAAUUCGAUCCUGCAGAGCUUGCUGGAGACACUCAAGUGCUUGAAGAAAGAUGACGAAAGUAACCUGGUGGAGGAGAAAUCCAGCAUGAUCCGCAAGUCGCUGGAAAUGCUGGAGCUUGGCCUGAGCGAGGCGCAGGUGAUGAUGGCAUUAUCCAAUCACCUGAACGCCGUGGAGUCUGAGAAGCAGAAGCUGCGUGCCCAGGUGCGCCGUCUGUGCCAGGAGAACCAGUGGUUGCGGGACGAGCUGGCCAACACGCAGCAGAAGCUGCAGAAGAGCGAGCAGGCCGUGGCCCAGCUGGAGGAGGAGAAGAAGCACUUGGAGUUCAUGAAUCAGUUAAAGAAGUAUGACGACGACAUCUCUCCCUCCGACGACAAGGACAGUGAUUCCACCAAAGAACCCCUGGACGACCUUUUCCCGAAUGAUGAGGACGACCCCGGCCAAGGCAUCCAGCAGCAGCACAGCAGUGCAGCGGCCGCUGCCCAGCAGGGUGGCUACGAGAUCCCAGCGCGCCUGCGGACGCUACACAACCUGGUCAUCCAGUAUGCGUCUCAGGGCCGCUAUGAGGUUGCUGUGCCCCUGUGCAAGCAGGCCCUGGAGGACCUGGAGAAGACCUCUGGCCACGACCACCCCGACGUGGCCACGAUGCUCAACAUCCUGGCCCUGGUCUACAGGGACCAGAACAAAUACAAAGACGCAGCCAACCUGCUCAACGAUGCUCUGGCCAUCCGUGAGAAGACCCUAGGCAAAGAUCACCCCGCGGUGGCCGCGACGCUCAACAACCUGGCUGUGCUGUACGGAAAGCGAGGGAAGUACAAGGAAGCGGAGCCGCUGUGCAAGAGAGCCCUGGAGAUCCGGGAGAAGGUCCUGGGCAAGGAUCACCCUGAUGUCGCCAAGCAGUUGAACAACUUGGCGUUGCUGUGUCAGAACCAGGGCAAGUACGAGGAGGUGGAGUACUAUUAUCAGCGCGCCCUGGAGAUCUACCAGACCAAGCUGGGACCCGACGAUCCCAACGUGGCCAAGACCAAGAACAACCUGGCAUCCUGCUACCUGAAACAAGGGAAGUUCAAGCAGGCAGAGACCCUGUACAAAGAGAUCCUCACCCGGGCACACGAACGGGAGUUUGGCUCUGUGGAUGAUGAAAAUAAACCCAUUUGGAUGCACGCGGAGGAAAGAGAAGAAUGCAAAGGGAAGCAGCGGGACGGGGCGUCCUUCGGCGAGUAUGGUGGCUGGUACAAAGCCUGCAAGGUUGAUAGUCCCACCGUCACCACAACUCUGAAAAACCUGGGAGCGCUCUACAGACGCCAGGGCAAGUUUGAAGCCGCGGAGACACUCGAAGAGGCUGCUAUGAGGUCCCGUAAACAGGGUCUCGACACUGCCCACAAGCAGAGAGUGGCCGAAGUGCUCAAUGAGCCCGAGGGCUCGGAGAAGCGGCGCAGCCGGGAGAGCCUCACCUCGGACGUGGUCAAGUACGAGAGCGGUGCGGGCGGGGAGGAAGUGAGUAUGAGCGUGGAGUGGAACGGGGACGGCACGGGAGCCUUAAAGCGGAGUGGUUCCUUUAGCAAACUGCGGGCCUCCAUUAGACGCAGCAGCGAGAAGCUGGUUAGGAAGCUGAAGGGAGGCGGCUCGCGGGAGAGCGAGCCCAAGAACCCUGGCCUGAAGCGUGCCAGCUCUCUGAACGUUCUUAAUGUGGGUGGCAAGGCAGCUGAAGACCACGUCCAAGAACGAGAGAACAGCCUGGCCGACUCACGCGCUCUGAGCGCCAGCCACACUGACCUGGCCCGCUGAG
This is a messenger RNA of Elephantulus edwardii (Cape elephant shrew), 2344 nucleotides long. RefSeq names its product kinesin light chain 1 (gene KLC1). The coding region runs from base 337 to 2343 and encodes 668 amino acids. The transcript is spliced from 19 exons. Gene Ontology annotation, molecular function: kinesin binding. NCBI's taxonomy places the organism in Eukaryota, Metazoa, Chordata, Mammalia, Macroscelidea, Macroscelididae. The record is from RefSeq and is a predicted model, not a curated record. Gene Ontology annotation, biological process: axo-dendritic transport; intrinsic apoptotic signaling pathway. Gene Ontology annotation, cellular component: cytoplasm; membrane-bounded organelle; kinesin complex.